CCAGCUCAAUGCUUUCCAUGAUGAAAGAGGCAGGCAGAGUAGUUUAUUACACGUGCGUUUUGUUUAAUAGCUCGUUGUGAAUGUUUUAUUAAGAUACCCCGGGAUUACUCACAUCACUCGUCUGAGCUGGAUUGGAUAUAAGAGAGCACCUGUCAACACAGCCCUAAGGAACUAUUAACCUAUGCUGUUCCUCUGAGUAGUGGAUCAGUAUGUCCUCGUUGGCUGCUGUCCCAGACCCCCCGAUGACGUCCUACCUCACACCUCUUUCAUGCCUUUAUGGCAGCGCUUUAACCUCAUGGAGAAGAACUGACUGAUGUUGAAAAUGCACAGGCACUCUCCCCCACACAAACACACAAAGAAUCAUUUGUGCUUUAGCAUCACAUCUGCAUCGAGGUCUUUACUGGGAGAAUUGACGAUUGUUUGUUUCUGCCUUUCACGGUUCUGACUGAGGCCGAGCAUGUGAUAAGUUGCAUAAUGGAGCCAGCAUGGUUUCUCCCAUUGCUGCUGGAAAAGUGGAGUAUAAAAAGCCUGUCUUUGUUACCCAUGGUUGGAUUAUGAGUUCUGCAGGUUCAAGGAAGGUGGAGACCCUCACAGGCCUGAACUAGACUCCACUAUCUUAAAUAUUAUGGCCUCAGGCCAACCAUACUGGGAUCAACACCAUGACCAUGACACCAUGGAUAAGCUGUUUUUUGGAUUUGGUUCGGAGUCCAUGGACCACAGCUUGAGAAUGUAUCAACAGAACUCUGCAAAUGUGGGCUUUGAAAGAAGGACGUCUGGCUCUUGUUCUCCUCAAUGUCUAUCUCCCAAGACUCCCAAUCCUACACAGCUGCUGUUUUCCUCUCAGUGCCACCCACCUGCGGGAGACCAGGUGGUUCCGUCCUUACAGAAACUGUCAGUUUAUGAACACAUACCCCCUUGUUCGCCCAAGAGAACAACUAAGCCCCUCCCACCCCUCCCGGACAUGGGCGACCUGUCCUCUGAUGAAGCAGAAGACAAUGAGGUGGAGUUUUUUUCCAGCACCUCUGAGACCCAGUGUUUAGUGCCUAAAACCUCGUCUUUCAUGUACAGCUUACCAGGGAGGCGCAGUUUUCGGGGAAAUGGUCAGAUAAACUUUGCAUAUCAUGAAGGGUUUCAAGAACAUCAGUGCGGGGUGAAGCCUCAGUGGGAGCAGACAGUAACCCAGAACCAAGACAGACCCCAGCGCCAGCUGCAUCGCUCCUAUUCUGGCCCUGCCGGAUCCUUCAAGGCCACAAACUUCAGGCCAACCAGCCUUCACCAUACUCCCCACAGCCACCCGCAGGAGAAACCCGAAGUCCCACCUCGCAUCCCAAUCCGUCCUUGCUUAAGUGAGAGCACAGACAGCAGGCGGCUGUCAACCGAUGACUUUGAUACAGACAAACCACCCAAAGUGCAGCCCAGGGAGCCCGUCCCUCAGGUCAUACCACGUACCAUUAGUCCAAAAAGUCUCCCGAUUUACAUCAACGGGGUAAUGCCUCCUACUCGCAGCUUUGCUCCCUAUCCGGAAUAUGUCAGUAAGACUCAACACAAGCAGAGCUGUGAGGGCUUGCCAGAUCCCCGGAGCCCCUGUAUUCUACCCAUCAUGGAAGAUGGGAAGCAAGUCAGCAGUACCCAUUACUUCCUCCUCCCUCAUCGGCCCGGAUACUUAGACAAGUUUGAGAGGUUUUUCAAAGAAUCGGACCUUUAGUGGUUAUUAGUUAUUGAGUGUUAGAAUCUGAAGUUGUUUGCAUGUUUAAAGUGGAAAUACGGAAGGCUGGAUAUAAACAUAUGUGGUUUGACUGAACUGAUUCAUCAGUGUUACGAAUUACUGGUCUGUUUAGGGAUUGGAUAAGUAUGUCUUUGGACUACACGCAAAGAAAAACAAAGUAUUGGUUUACCACUGCUGGAAACUGCAGAACAGUUCUGAAAGUGACUUUUAUUGGUAGGGAUGCACGAUUACUCAAAAUGAAGCUGAAGUUGGGAUUUUGACUUGAACAAAACAUUUUUCAGUCUCCCUGUGGUUUUCUGCCGAAAUAAAAUCUAUGGUAGAUUGUUUAACGGUUGAAAAUAAGAUACCAGUUAAGCCAUAAAACUUAGUAUCGUAAUUUUACAGUUCUUUAAAACAAAUGUUAGUAAUAAAUAUUCUAUUUUACAGUGAACUAUUACAAUAGUAAUAUUUCUUGCUUGUAUUAUUGGUCUUAUUAUUUAGUCAUAUUGAUAAGCACAACAAACAUGGAGGUUUUUUUAAAUUGAAUUUUAAAUUAGAAAUAGGUUUUUUCCUCCCUAUUGUGCUGCCCUAUUUAUUGAUGUCCAUGUUCUUUGUUGUAUUAUUUCCUUGCUGUAUUGAUAAAUUAGAGUGUGCAGUAUACUUUUAUGAAGGAAUAGGAUGAACUGUUACACUGUUAACACUGUGUAACCAGAAUAUAAGCUGCUUUUAUUUUUCCUUCUCUAAAUCAUGCAAUAGUAAAGGUGAAUGUUUUUUUUCCUAAGACAUUAUAUACCAACAGUAUAAAUUCAGAUAUUGCAUUAAGGACUUUCCCCAGGGGUUAGUAUUCUAGUCUUCAAGUGAAGAAUGCAUUUUGCUUUCUUUUUUGACCUUUCAAGAUGUGACGCAAAUAAAAUAAAAAUUUAAAGACUGGCAAAUAGAUUUUUUUAAAGACUGGCACUUCUAGUUGCAUUUAGCUAAGUGCAAAUAGAUUUAUUUGUGUUAAAGCAUUUUUCCUUCGUUCACGUCUGUUACAAAGUCAGAAAUGCCACUACCUUGCCGUUUGGUGUCCAAAUGCAGGACACUUGGUGUAAAUGGGUAGUUGGUGAACUUGUAUCCUUAAGCUGUUAACCAUGACGUUAUAGAAGCCUAAAACUGGUCCUUGCCUUGUUGAAAUGCGUUUUGUACCAAACGUUGAGCACACUUGUUUUUGUGAUUACACUUUUUAUAAUCUCGACAUUAUCAGACCUGUAACUGUUUAUGUUUUCAGCUACUUCUGUUUUGUCCAUUCAACAAAAUGACUUUGAUAUUUUCUGUGUGAAGGCUCAUGUUGAGUGACUUUGUUUCAUCUGCUGAGGAAACAAGCACGUCUAAAAUGUACAGUAUUGGUGUAUUUUGUUCACACCAGACUAUUUAAAUAAAGUAACUUAUUUAUA
Molecule: messenger RNA, 3138 nt
Organism: Cyprinus carpio (common carp)
Lineage: Eukaryota; Metazoa; Chordata; Actinopteri; Cypriniformes; Cyprinidae
Gene: errfi1b
Product: ERBB receptor feedback inhibitor 1b
Biological process (GO): negative regulation of epidermal growth factor receptor signaling pathway; regulation of keratinocyte differentiation
Cellular component (GO): extrinsic component of cytoplasmic side of plasma membrane
Source: RefSeq, a predicted model, not a curated record